Molecule: messenger RNA, 2127 nt
Organism: Triticum turgidum subsp. durum (durum wheat)
Lineage: Eukaryota; Viridiplantae; Streptophyta; Magnoliopsida; Poales; Poaceae
Source: the annotation of a GenBank genome assembly
AUGUCUCCCCUCCACCGCCACCGCCUCGGCCAUGUCAUCGUCGUCCUGCUCGUCGUCCUCCUCGCCGCCGCUUCCCAUGGCGGUCUAGCCGACCGCCCGACGUGCCAGCUCGAGCCUCUCACCUGCGGCGAUCUCACUGUCCGCUACCCGUUCCGUCUCUACAACGGGACGGAGGACGCAGUGCCGGCGUACGGCGGGCCGCAGUCGUCGUCGUACUGCGGCUACCCCGGCCUGGGCAUCGUCUGCGACGACGACAAGCCUACCCUCCUCCUCGGGGGCCACGACUACACGGUGUCGGGCAUCAACUACACCAGCCUCACCGUCUCCCUCGCCGACGCCGACGCCCUCGACGAUGGCACCAGCUGUCCCAUGGUCGAUCACAACGUGACCGUCCCGAAGCAGUUCCAUCUGCCCACCUCCACCGUCGCCUACCUCUUCUUCUUCCUCAACUGCACCUUCCCGCCGGAAGCCGAUUUCCCUCCCAAUCCCAAGCCAUUGCGCAAGCCGCCGAGCAUCAAGCCGGUCACCUGCGGGAGCUCCGGAGAAGAGCCUGCCACCAUGUCCUUCGUGCUGCCGGAGCGCGAGAUCCCUCCCAAGGACUGGUGGCAGGCGUGCCGGUCAGUCUACGCAGCGCCCGUGCUCAAGGACGCCCUCCCGGCCGACGCAAAGGACCCCGGGUGGAGGGAGGACGGGUACGCGAAGGCUCUCCGCGGCGGGUUCCAGGUGGGCUGGGACCGGAGCUCCGGCCCGUGCGACCCGUGCGAGCAAUCCGGCGGCAAGUGCGGGUACAACCGCACCGCGGGCUUCCUGGGCUGCUUCUGCGCCAACGGCGCCCUGGUAGUUGGCAACGCCGCCGGCUGCAGCAAGAUAUCUGACACCACCGCGCCAUUGCCCGGUUCGAACAAGAAAAGGUAUGUCACUAUAGCAGGUGUGGUGGUCGGUGUCGGAGGUGCAUUGCUUGUUGCUGCUGUCAUGGUCUUUCUGUUCAUUCGCAAGAGAAGGCAGAGGAAGGUGGUGAACUCGUCUUCGAAGCUCCUCAAGUACAGGUACAGCGGCUCGGGCGGGACCCCGACGCGCUCCAGGGGCGGCGACAUGGAGUCCGGCAGCUCCCAGGACAUGGGCAACCGGUUCAGCUACGAGGAGCUCGAGGAGGCCACCGAUUCCUUCAACGAGAACAGAGAGCUCGGCGACGGCGGCUUCGGCACCGUCUACAAAGGUUACCUUGGGGACGGGCGGGUGGUGGCGGUGAAGCGGCUGUACAACAACAGCUACCGGCGCGUGGAGCAGUUCGUGAACGAGGCGGCGAUCCUGGCCCGGCUGCGGCACCCGAACCUGGUCAUGUUCUACGGGUGCACCUCCAAGGAGAGCCGCGAGCUGCUCCUGGUCUACGAGUUCGUCCAGAACGGCACGGUGGCCGACCACCUGCACGGGCCCCGCGCGGCGGAGCGCGCCCUGCCGUGGCCGCUCCGGCUCAGCAUCGCCGUGGAGUCCGCGGCGGCGCUGACCUACCUCCACGCCAUCGAGCCGCCCAUCGUGCACCGCGACGUCAAGACCAAUAACAUCCUCCUCGACACCGACUUCCACGUCAAGGUCGCCGACUUCGGCCUCUCCCGCCUCUUCCCGCUCGACGCCACCCACGUCUCCACCGCCCCCCAGGGCACCCCAGGGUACGUGGACCCGGAGUACCACCAGUGCUACCAGCUGACGGACAAGAGCGACGUGUACAGCUUCGGCGUGGUGCUGGUGGAGCUCAUCUCGUCCAAGCCCGCCGUGGACAUCACCCGGCAGAGGAACGAGAUCAACCUGGCCGGCAUGGCCAUCAGCAAGAUCCAGAAGUGCCGGCUGGAGGAGCUGGUGGACGUGGAGCUCGGCUACGAGUCGGACCCGGCGGCGAGGAAGAUGAUGACCAUGGUGGCGGAGCUGGCGUUCCGGUGCCUGCAGCAGAACGGCGAGAUGCGCCCGCCGAUCAGGGAGGUGCUGGACGUGCUCAGGGCCAUCCAGGAUGACUGCCUGGGUCACAAAGACGGUGGAGGCAAAGGCAAGAAGGACUUCGCCGAGCCCUUCUCUCCCAACACGGUGCACGCUCCCUGGGACAGCAGGAACACCACCCCUAACACCAGCCAGUAG